AUGUCAGAAACUAAAGAACAAAUUAAGCCACCAACUUUUGAGGAAUUAAAAAGGUUUGAAUUUAUCAAAGUUUUAAGUUAUUUGUCUACACUGCUAUCAACAUCAUCAGAUGAUCCAACUUUACAAAAGCAUCAUGUAAUUUUUAUUAAUAAAAAUGAUAUUUAUCACUGGUAUGAUGGUUUAUUGAAUAAAGAUGAAAAAUUGCCAGAUAUUAAUAUGACACUAAUUUGCCCUGCAACAGAAACUCACAUAAAAAAAUAUAGUCAUCAGAAAUGCUAUUUAAUACAUGAAACUCCUCAAAUAUACAAAGAUAUUAUAGAGCCAUAUAUAGAUUCUAUACCAUCAAGCAGAAUACAAUGGGUCUAUAAUAUUUUGCAAAAAAAGAGUGAGGCUGAAAAAAUUUUGAUGGAAGAUCCGAAUUAUCAAAUUGGAUUUGUUUUGCUACCUGAUAUGUAA
This is a messenger RNA of Entrophospora sp. SA101, 456 nucleotides long. The record is from the annotation of a GenBank genome assembly. NCBI's taxonomy places the organism in Eukaryota, Fungi, Glomeromycota, Glomeromycetes, Entrophosporales, Entrophosporaceae.